AUCUUUUGAUAGGGAGAAAUGGUCAGAGCUUCUGUCAUUGGUAAAAUGCACUAUUCUUAGUGAAAAAAGGAAUGAUGACAUGAUUGCAUUUCUCCUCAGUGAGAGCAGCUUGUUUGUGUCCAAAGAACGUGUCAUCCUAAAGACUUGUGGCCAAACAACGCUCUUGAAGUGUAUCAAACCACUGUUAGAACUGGCCAAGAAUGAGUGUGGGUUGACUGAAGUGCAGGAUUUCUUUUACUCGCGCAUGAACUAUCAAGAACCCAAACUUCAACCUGCUCCUCAUCAAACAUUUCAACAGGAGGUUGAGUGGCUGGAUCAGUUGUUUUCUGAUGGUGCAGGAUACGCUCUUGGACGAUUGAAUGGUCCUGACACAUGGUUCUUAUACACCCUGGACAACAUCCUUCCUGGUGUGACCCAGCCAGACCAAACACUGGAGAUUUUGAUGCAUGAUCUUGACCGAGAGGCAAUGAACAAGUUUUACAAGUCAAGUUCUUCUAAUGCAGAUGAAGUGACCAGAGUCACAGGCAUAAGUGAAUUUCUCCCUGGAGCCUUGAUUGAUGCUGCUUUGUUUGAUCCUUGUGGUUAUUCUGCUAAUGGCCUCUUGGAUAACAGCUACUUUAGCAUUCACGUUACCCCGCAAGAGGAAUGUUCUUAUGCCAGUUUUGAAACCAAUGUUAAAGUGUCAUGCUACAAGGAGCUGAUAUCCAAAGUUCUUAAGACUUUUAAGCCUGGAAGAUUCCUCAUGACUUUGUUUGCUAAUGAGGGUGCACCAUGUGGCUUUUCAUACAAGACUUUUCAAGAAGGAUCUAUACCUGGAUACAAACUGGAUGAUCUGCAGUUGUCACAAAUGAAGAUGUAUAAUCUGACCUAUGGCCAUUACAAAAGAAUCCAUGAGAAGCUUCCAUAACCUUGAUAAGCUGCAUCAACCAAGAGGCAUACAUUAUACUCAACUGAAAUGUAAAUUUACAACAGGUAGUACACCAAAGCUACUGAAUGUAUAUGUAAGGUUUUCGUUCAGAAAUGUAACUGUAUUAGCAAGAGGAGUAUCUAAAGUAACUGGAGAAAUUCUCCAAUCUUCACAGUCUAAAGGACACAAUCCUUAUGUGAUUUUAGUGGUAAAAUUUGUGAUAAAUGUCUGGUGGUUAAUAAUGGCCUAACUCUAUUUAAUCCUGAUGACUAAUCAAUGCCUUGACUGACACUUUUUGACAUGAAAAAGGAGCUAAGGAGAAUAUUGAGCUCUACUUAAGUAUCUCAUGCACCUCUUUGCUUUCAUUAUCUUUGAGGUUGAUACUAUAAAGAUUUUACUCCUGAGUAAAUGUUUUAAAGCUGGGAGUAAGAGCAGUUUGGGGCCUGAUAAACUUCUCAUCUAAAAGGCAGAAGAAAUUAAAAUACCUCAGUCUGCAGGCAAGAAAUGCCUCUUACUAACUGAGUUUGAGGUCCAUACCGCAAGUUAUGGACCAAGUUUUUUUCUGCUCAGAUUUAUGGCCCAGGCAUAUAUACAAAGUGCACAGAAAGUAAAUCCGAGCAGAUAAUAACAGGGUUAUGUAACUUGGAGUACACACUGAGAAAAGGAGUUUAAGAAGGU
Molecule: messenger RNA, 1585 nt
Organism: Pocillopora verrucosa
Lineage: Eukaryota; Metazoa; Cnidaria; Anthozoa; Scleractinia; Pocilloporidae
Source: RefSeq, a predicted model, not a curated record